Molecule: messenger RNA, 3137 nt
Organism: Coccinella septempunctata (seven-spotted ladybird)
Lineage: Eukaryota; Metazoa; Arthropoda; Insecta; Coleoptera; Coccinellidae
Gene: Ih
Product: potassium/sodium hyperpolarization-activated cyclic nucleotide-gated channel 2
Exons: 11
Coding region: 727-2793 (688 amino acids)
Biological process (GO): potassium ion transport; transmembrane transport
Cellular component (GO): membrane
Molecular function (GO): voltage-gated potassium channel activity
Source: RefSeq, a predicted model, not a curated record
AGGCAACCUCCUCACCUAGAUCGGCCGCGUUCACCUUUGCAUUGACCUCCGAGGCGGAUUCGCGAGCUCUGCUCUGCUCCCGUUCUCGCCCGUGAUACCCCCCUCGUCGCAUGAUCCGCCGAACGUGCGACAUUGAAAGAAAUUUGUGUGACCAGUCAAUGAAAUCCGGCCUCCGCACAAAUGCCCAGUUUAAUGACUGAACCGCACAAUAUGAACGUUGCAGCAGCAGCGUCGUCGACUGCCGGUAGUCCGCAAUUUACGAACGGUAAUUUAGUAAAACGAAAUCGUUAAAUCGUUCCACGGCCGAUCUCUAGUCGUGCGAGGUGUUUUUUCGGCUUUUCCAUCAGUUCGCGUUUAACGCGUCUGUGAGUGUCCGGCAGAACCCGCCGAAGGACUAACUGGAUGUUUACGUUUCCGGAUAACCUGUGGGAUAUUGUUAUCUGACCGCCGAUUUAGAGAUUGCAUGUGCGCUGCUGACGGGACGGCGGAGUCGCGGAAGGUGUGCGGGGUUGCGGGGGUGCGCGGCGCGUGCCCAGUCUCCGUUUGGCGAACGGUCGUGUGGCGGCGGCCCAGUCCGAAGAAGAGAUCCGCUCGCCGCCUCCGCACCGCCUAGCCAAGGAUGACUCGAUCAAGAUCAGCAUCGAGAACACGAACACGUGCACGGACUCUCUGGUGACGGCCAUCGAUGAUGAAACGUUGCUCAUCGCCGACUAUUUAUCCAACGAUAUGAACUACAAAGGCUCGGGAAAGGUCCACUUCGGUGUGGACGAUGUGUCCCUGUACGGCACCCCCAAGGAGGAACCCGGUCCUACUCCCCUGGGUUCCGUGGAGGCCGGCAAGCAGAGCUUCAUCAAGAACCAGCUGCAAGCUCUGUUCCAGCCCACCGACAACAAGUUGGCCAUGAAACUGUUCGGCUCCAAAAAGGCGCUGAUGAAAGAGAGAAUAAGACAAAAGGCCUCUGGUCAUUGGGUGAUACAUCCUUGCUCCAGUUUUAGGUUUUACUGGGACCUGUGUAUGCUACUGCUGCUUGUCGCAAAUUUGAUUAUUUUACCUGUAGCUAUAAGUUUUUUCAAUGAUGAUUUGAGCACGCGGUGGAUAGCAUUCAAUUGUUUAUCGGAUACGAUAUUCCUCAUCGAUAUUGUUGUCAAUUUUAGAACAGGGAUAAUGCAACAAGAUAAUGCAGAACAAGUGAUACUAGAUCCUAAACUAAUAGCCAAACAUUAUUUGAGGACGUGGUUCUUCCUUGAUCUGAUUUCGUCCAUCCCAUUAGAUUACAUAUUUCUAAUAUUCAAUCAAUUUCAGGAUUAUGGCGAUAGUUUUCAAAUUUUACAUGCAGGGCGUGCCUUGCGUAUCCUUAGACUUGCGAAGUUGCUCUCUUUGGUUAGACUACUCCGGCUCUCUCGGCUGGUACGAUACGUCAGUCAAUGGGAGGAAGUCUACAUCUUGCAGAAUCUCCAAAAAAAGCGAACGGAACGGAGGGGGCGCCUCAGUUCGGACCUGAACAAGUCCGGUUACACCAAAAGCAAUCUCAUCUUUAAGUUCCUGAAUAUGGCGAGUGUUUUCAUGCGGAUAUUCAAUUUGAUCUGUAUGAUGCUGCUCAUUGGACACUGGUCUGGAUGCCUUCAAUUUUUAGUACCUAUGCUGCAAGGAUUCCCUCCAAAUUCUUGGGUAGCCAUCAACGAACUUCAGGGAGCUUUCUGGCUGGAACAAUACUCCUGGGCCCUCUUCAAAGCAAUGUCCCAUAUGUUAUGCAUAGGGUAUGGAAAAUUUCCACCCCAGUCCCUGACUGAUAUGUGGCUGACAAUGUUAUCCAUGAUAUCAGGAGCAACCUGUUAUGCCUUGUUCCUGGGACACGCCACAAAUUUAAUUCAAAGCUUGGAUUCGUCACGGAGACAAUAUAGAGAAAAGGUGAAGCAAGUGGAGGAGUAUAUGGCCUAUAGGAAGCUGCCGAGGGAGAUGCGACAAAGGAUAACAGAAUAUUUCGAACACCGCUACCAGGGUAAAUUUUUCGACGAGGAGUGCAUCCUGGGAGAACUCUCCGAAAAACUUCGAGAAGAUGUCAUCAACUACAACUGCAGAUCGUUGGUGGCGUCGGUGCCCUUUUUCGCUAACGCAGAUUCUAAUUUUGUUUCGGACGUGGUGACAAAAUUGAAAUAUGAAGUCUUCCAGCCAGGUGAUAUCAUUAUUAAGGAGGGUACGAUUGGCUCAAAGAUGUACUUCAUCCAGGAAGGUAUAGUAGACAUUGUGAUGUCCAACGGUGAAGUAGCCACUAGCCUGAGCGACGGCUCUUACUUCGGAGAAAUCUGCCUUCUGACGAACGCUAGAAGGGUGGCGUCAGUGAGAGCAGAAACUUAUUGUAAUUUAUUUUCGUUAUCAGUGGAUCACUUUAACGCCGUUCUCGAACAGUAUCCAUUGAUGCGUCGCACUAUGGAAUCGGUUGCAGCGGAGAGGUCAGUGCGUUGGUUAAACAAAAUAGGAAAAAGUCCCAAUUUGCUAUCAAACCGAGAAGAAGACCUGGGUAGUGAGAGUAAAACGAUAAACGCUGUGGUGAACGCUCUCGCUAACGAAGCAGACCAUGUCAACGUUUCUGAAGAAUCGAUGGUCAAACUUCACUCUAGCGAAAGGAGUCUGCAAGAACUUGGACGCACUCUGCACAGGUUUACCUUACCCAGACCAAAGUCUGAAAACAACUUCGCAUCUCAGGAUAUGCCCUUGACGAGAGGAAGCCAGAACAAUGGGAGGCCCUCGUUCCACAAGUCAGAUACUUUUCAGAAGGAGUCGUCGUUUCAAUGACGUCACUCUACGCACUAGUGCUAUCUGGUGACAAGCUGAUUGGGCUAGACGCCCUUACCGACUUCAAAUUAGCUGAUUGUGUUUGUAUUACGAACGAAAAAAUCACGAUGGGGCAAUUUUUCCCAUCGCCACACUGCUUAACAGUUGUCUGCCCAUUAUGUCAAUGAAUCAGAACCUUUCCAAUGAUCUCACCUAUUUUUGAAAAUAUCUUAGACUUGUUCAGGCACAUAUUCAAGACCUCAUUAUAAAUUUCUCACUAUCGUUUCAAAUAUAUAAAAAAAAAACGUGACAGGAAAUCCAGAUUCAAUUUUUACUGGAAAUAUCGACGACCAAAUGAUAAAAAU